Molecule: messenger RNA, 607 nt
Organism: Paramecium octaurelia
Lineage: Eukaryota; Ciliophora; Oligohymenophorea; Peniculida; Parameciidae
Source: the annotation of a GenBank genome assembly
UAAAUGCAACCUGCAUGAUGUUCCCUCAAGGAGAUGCCAAUAAUUUCUAUGUUGGUGCUGAAGAUGGAUGUGUUUACAAACCAAAUUGCAUCAAAAUAUAAAUGAAAAUAUUGUUAUUCCAUUUGAGGAACAUUUAGCUCCUGUGAGUGGAAUUUCAAUAAAUUCAUCUCCAUAAGCGUCACCAAUAAUAUCUAAUUUACUACUGAGUAGUUCAUUUGACUGGACAUGCAAAUUAUGGAAUACAAGAACACAGUCGGAAGCCAAAUGCCUAGCAUCUUUUGAAUGUUUAGAAGAUUAUGUAUAUGAUGUAUAAUGGAAUGGAUAACAUCCUUCAUUAUUUUCAACGGUUGAUGGGGAAGGUUAUGUUGAUUUGUGGGAUUUGUCCUAUGAUUUAGAAGCUCCGAUUACAAGAUAUCAAUCUGGGAACAAUUCUAUCAAUAAUCUUAGUGGUCUAAAGACGGGGCUAAAAAAGCCAUUGAAGAUUCUUUUGGAGAAAUAUAAAUUUUUAAUUAUCAUAAAAAGUAUAUUAUUGUUUCUAACUUAUUUGUAGGCUCAAAAAGUUGAUCAUGAAAGAUUGGCGAAACUAGAGCAAUGGAUUAAAAGUGAC